Pyricularia grisea is the source of this 1605-nucleotide messenger RNA. RefSeq lists its product as uncharacterized. Gene Ontology annotation, molecular function: ATP binding; protein kinase activity. The transcript has 2 exons. Gene Ontology annotation, biological process: protein phosphorylation; spliceosomal complex assembly; regulation of mRNA processing. The annotation marks the transcript as partial. The record is from RefSeq and is a predicted model, not a curated record. NCBI's taxonomy places the organism in Eukaryota, Fungi, Ascomycota, Sordariomycetes, Magnaporthales, Pyriculariaceae.
UUUCUUGACCCUGUCAAAAUUGCCAUCCACCUGGGCGAUGUACUCCAAGGCCGCUAUCAUGUCUUCCGGAAGCUGGGCACUGGCGGCCAGUGCACUGUCUGGCUAGCAAGGGACAAAUGCGUGGAAGAACGCCGUUAUGUCGCCCUCAAGGUCUUUUCCACCCAAGACAGGAAGUUGGAUCAGGUCUCAGUCGAACAGACUCUUGCCUCUCGUCUCGGUGGCCAAGAAGAAAGCCACCCUGGCAGGAAUCACGUCGAGGUGGCCCUCGACCACUUUGAAAUCCAGGAUCCCAAUACAGAAACCCACUUGGUCAAAGUCCUCGAGCCUCUGGGCCGAAACCUCGCUGUAAUUAUCGAGGACGCCGCAGACCGGCGCGCAGAGCUCAACGACGCCGACGGUUGGCUCGGCAAGGCGGUGGAAGGUGAUGGCUGGUCUAUCGAAUUCGCAAAAAGGGCUUGCUACCAGGUACUACUCGGGCUGGAUUAUCUUCACGCUCGACAGGUGGCACACCGGGAUGUUCGGCCUGGAAAUAUCUGCGUAAGCCUGAGAAUGAAUAUGCCUAAACUAAGCGAGAAUGAUAUUCAAGAGCAGGUAUGGCAGGAUGAAGAGCCUGAUGAGGACAAGUCAGCCAGUGGAGAAGGAGACGCCGGUAAUGACGCAUUUUGGGAAGAAGGCUCGGAAUGGAAUUCGGGAUGGGACUCAGAAGAUCCCAGGCCCAUCUCGCCAAGAACCUCAAUGAUAAUGGAAAACGCCAAACUAUGCAGACAACUCACCGAAGAACAGUGGGCAGAGCACCGAGCGGAUCCUGGAGAUGCAUCGGCCGAGCCUCACACGCCCGCUUGGAACAAGGCGAACUUUGUCAAGUCAACCGACUGGAUCGAGCUUUUGCACCGCUCCGACAGGCAGCCGACCAAGGAUGGGGAGAUCCGGUACACGGUUGCCGGGGCACCUCUUAUUGACGAUGGUGACAACCCUAGUAUCAUUUGUGAUGGAAAUGCCACAAACAACCCGCCACCCUCUCGGAUGGUCCUCGUUGACUUGGGGUUCGCGUGCCCGUUUUCCGAGUGCGAGAAUCGGAAGCUGGUAAACCCUCUUGCCUUCACGCCACCCGAGGGCCUACUGCCCGGCAAAGACGGCCUAGGAGUGCCGUGCUCGCAUCAUGGGGACGUCUUCUCCCUGGGUCUGCUGUUCUGGAACGCCGUUAUGCUGCGACAGCUCACCGAGCCGACGUUCUCGUUUCCCGACGACGACGCCAACAAAACAAAAGCCAAAAGCCAGCUGAUGCGGGACCUGGCUCAACGGGUCGGUCCGUUCCCCGCAGAGCUGCGUCAGUUCUGGCCUAAUGCGGACAGGUUUGUCGAUGUCGAGGGCAGAGCGGUCGAUAAUUUUAUGGAUAUAUACGGCGAAGAAGUCCAGCCCGGGGACUUUGAGUACGGUGAUAUUUGGUAUCAAGGGAGGCAGAGAAAGCCCAUGGACAUGUCGGAUGAUGAGCUGGAGAUUUUUGUUGGGCUGGUGCUGUCGAUGCUGCGGUGGAAGGCUGCCGAGCGGCCUUCCACAGCCGAGUUGCUGGAACACGAAUGGUUCAAAGAGCUACGCGAAGAGUGA